Trichomonas vaginalis G3 is the source of this 486-nucleotide messenger RNA. RefSeq names its product protein serine/threonine kinase protein. Gene Ontology annotation, cellular component: cytoplasm. Gene Ontology annotation, molecular function: protein serine/threonine kinase activity; ATP binding. NCBI's taxonomy places the organism in Eukaryota, Parabasalia, Trichomonadida, Trichomonadidae. The coding region runs from base 1 to 486 and encodes 161 amino acids. Gene Ontology annotation, biological process: protein phosphorylation; intracellular signal transduction. The transcript has a single exon. The record is from RefSeq and is a predicted model, not a curated record.
AUGAAAGAAGAGCGUGUUGCAAAUAUUAUUAAUCAGCUAUUAUCCUUGGUUAAAUAUAUUCAUUACAAAGGUUUUGGACUUAUAAAUAUAAAUCCAUCAACUGUUUACAUUUCAUCAUCAGACAAUGUUACAGUUGCAGACUACUCAUUUUCAGCAUCGGUUGGUUGCAAUGACCGUGUUAAGAAUAUCCCAGAACAUUUCGAAAAUCUGCCUCCGGAGUAUUACAAGACAGGGUCAUAUAUUGCAUCUCAAGCAGAUAUAUGGUCUAUAGGACUCCUUACAUUUACAUUACUAACUGGAAAUCAUCCAUUCUUAGGUAAUACUCCGUCAUACGAUCAUACCGAAUACUCUUUGAAGAAUGCUCUCAGCCAACCUGUUAGAGUCCCAUCAUACAUCAAUACCAUGCCAUCCAAUUUCAUCCAGAGGCUAUUAGAACUUGAGCCUACAAGAAGGUUUUCUAUUGAUCAAUGCCAAUCACAUGCUUAG